This is a messenger RNA of Eucalyptus grandis, 1275 nucleotides long. Its product is annotated as peroxisome biogenesis protein 7. The record is from RefSeq and is a predicted model, not a curated record. Bases 116 to 1072 code for a protein of 318 amino acids. NCBI's taxonomy places the organism in Eukaryota, Viridiplantae, Streptophyta, Magnoliopsida, Myrtales, Myrtaceae. The transcript has a single exon. Gene Ontology annotation, biological process: protein import into peroxisome matrix. Gene Ontology annotation, cellular component: cytosol; peroxisomal matrix. Gene Ontology annotation, molecular function: protein binding.
CUUCCGAUCCGAACCAGCAAUCCACAAAGUCAGCUGAAAACUCCAAGGCGCAAACCCCGACCCACCAACCGCCGCCGCCGCCGCCGCCACCUCCGCCGUCGCCGUCGCCGCCACGAUGCCCAUCUUCAAAGCCCCCUUCAACGGCUACUCCGUCAAGUUCAGCCCCUUCUACGAGAACCGCCUCGCGGCGGCGACCGCCCAGAACUUCGGCAUCCUCGGCAACGGCCGCCUCCACGUCCUCGCCCUGCCGCCCACCCCGGGCGCCCCCGUCGCCGAGAUCGCCGCCUUCGACACCGCCGACGGCGUCUACGACGUCGCCUGGUCGGAAUCGCACGACUCCCUCCUCGUCGCCGCCGUCGCCGACGGCUCCGUCAAGCUCUACGACUCCGCCCUCCCGCCCGCCAGCAACCCGCUCCGCUCCCUCCACGAGCACACCCGCGAGGUCCAGAGCGUCGACUACAACCCCACCCGCCGCGACUCCUUCCUGUCCGCCGCCUGGGAUGACACCGUCAAGCUCUGGACCGUCGACCGCCCCGCCAGCGUCCGCACCUUCAAGGAGCACGCCUACUGCGUCUACGCCGCCGCCUGGAACCCCCGCCACGCCGACGUCUUCGCCUCCGCCUCCGGCGACUGCACCGCCCGCGUCUGGGACGUCCGGGAGCCCGGCUCCACCAUGAUCCUCCCCGCCCACGAGUCCGAGAUCCUCUCCCUCGACUGGAACAAGUACGACGACUGCGUGAUCGCCACCGCCUCCGUCGACAAGAGCAUUAGGGUUUGGGACGUGCGGAGCCACCGCGUCCCCGUCGCCGUGCUCAACGGCCACGGGUACGCCGUGAGGAAGGUCAAGUUCUCGCCGCACCGGGGGAGCCUGCUGGCGUCGUGCUCCUACGACAUGACGGUGUGCUUGUGGGAUUACAUGGUGGAGGAUUCGCUCGUGGGGAGGUACGAUCACCACACGGAAUUCGCUGUCGGCGUCGACAUGAGCGUGCUUGUCGAAGGGCUUCUGGCUAGUACAGGUUGGGAUGAGCUUGUUUAUGUCUGGCAACAUGGGACUGAUCCUAGAGCUCCUUGAAUUGGGAUUAAGUUUGAUUCUUUUCGGGUCCCCUCCCCUCGUUGAGCUGAUUUUCUUGUUCUUAUUUAUGAACUUGGAAUCUCAAUUCUGGAUGGCAGAAGUUGAAAGUGUAGCUGUCAUUCCACUGUUGAUCUUGGUAAAUGGCUCGCGAAUAGAUUGACUGUAUAUUAGAUUCAAUAAAGCAGGGCAAGUUUCUAUGUGCA